AUGUACUUCUACAAGGGCUUAAUAAUUGGGACCGUAGUCCUAGUUCAUUUGGUGACCCUCAUAAAAGGAGCAGUCUAUAGCACUGAUGACAAAUGGAUCCUUGCCGACAGGACGAAGGAUCUGCCGGACGAAGCAGUGCUGGGCGGCUUUGAUUCCGAUGGCUACAUAAACUACGUCGGCCGUGUGUACUACGUGAAUAAUGUUCUGCCUGCCCGAGUGGUCCCGGAAUUGGGAAGAGCCUCCUUUAACACGGACGAGGCUAACUUUGCAACUAUAACAUACGAGGUCCUGGUGUCCAAUGCCACUGUCAGCUAUCAAUGGAUCCGUAGCUUCGAUGGUUUUCGGGAGAAUAAUGCAGUAUCCGUGGGAACCAAUGUCGCCAAUGAACGCGUCUUCGUCUGUCGCAUCCGAUGCGCUGGGGGCGUCUUCAUUGGAACCCUGUAUCCUUCCAAGAGAAGGUGCAUUGUCAAAUACGAUAACCUUCAACUCCAUGAAUCCGACAAGUACGAGAUACUGGUCAGACAACGCCAAGUGGCUCCGUUCAUGCCAUUCGCUCUGUAA
This is a messenger RNA of Drosophila mauritiana, 561 nucleotides long. RefSeq lists its product as uncharacterized. The coding region runs from base 1 to 561 and encodes 186 amino acids. The record is from RefSeq and is a predicted model, not a curated record. The transcript has a single exon. NCBI's taxonomy places the organism in Eukaryota, Metazoa, Arthropoda, Insecta, Diptera, Drosophilidae.